Molecule: messenger RNA, 1690 nt
Organism: Dimorphilus gyrociliatus
Lineage: Eukaryota; Metazoa; Annelida; Polychaeta; Dinophilidae
Source: the annotation of a GenBank genome assembly
UAUGGCAAAUGCUAAAGUCCUGAAAGAAUGGAUGAAAAAUGAUUUGCAUCUUGAGAAAGUCCCUGAAAUAGAUCCAUCAACAUUCAGGCGGAAACUCGGAACAAAUUCCAUGUCAAAAGCCAUUUCAUGGCUCACGAAACAUGCAAAAAGUAAAUCAAAAGCCGAAACUACAAAGAAAUUAGCCGCUCUGUCCAUUCUAAAGGAAAACCAAAACAAAUUAGAAGCAAUUCAGGAUUCGAAUAAAAAAUUAAAAUUACAAAUGGAAGAAACUAAAUCAAAGAAUUUAAGAUUGCAAUCUGAUUGCGAUUUACUAGAAAAAGAAGUCUUCAAUAGUAAUGUAUCAAAUGUGGAGGAAUUAAAAAUAAAAACUAUUCUGUUAGAUGCUUUCGUAAAGAAGACUGGUGAACUUAUUAAUCUUCUAGAAGAAAUGGUUAAUGCACUCAAGGUUCGCCAAGAGAAGUUUUACGUUGAUAAGCAUAACAGCUGUGAUAGGAACAUUUGGAUAGAAGUAGAAGAUAUAUUAAAGCAGUGUGAACCUAAAGUUAUCUUUGAAGGUCUGUUAACAUCCACUCUGGAAGCUAAUGAGCGUCUUAAAGAUAGGACCGCCAAUAUCAAUAUCUUGAAUGACGCGGAGAAUUUAAAGAUGAAAUAUAACAAAGGAAAAUUAGAGGAUGUUUCAGAUUCUAACCAAACUUUAGUUGCUGUAAAAGAAUUAAUUAAAGAAGCGGAUGGACAAUUCAUAAGAACAUUUUUAGACACAGAAAAACUUUUAAACAAUUCGACUCAACUACAAGAAAAAUUUAAUGAAAAGAUGGAGAAAUGUGAAAAGGAUUUAGUCGAAAGUUAUAGCCACAAUGGACUAAAUACUAGUAGAGAGUUAUUACUUUCUCAUAUACAUUUAAAAUCACAAGAAGCGCAACUACAAACAGCAGAAAAGUAUAAAAAAAGAAUGGAGGAGAAAGUGAAAAAUUUAUUGAGUAAUAAAUUAAAAUUAGAAGAAAAACAUAAGCAAAUACGCAAUUUCUCCAAAGCAGCACAGAAGAAGCAAAAGUUUAUACAAAUUUUAGUUAAACGUAAUGAUUCAAGUUCUAGGUCUUUACCUGACUGGAGUAAUGUUAAAGAACUCAUUAAACAAAUUGAUUCUUUACAGCAGUCUGUUAAAGAUGGUGUUCUUUGCCAACAAGGAAGUUUGGAGCAAGAGCUUGCUCUAUUUAUUGAAAUUGAUUUUGAGAACAUACUUGUCUAUGACAAAGACGAACUCAAAGUGAUUAAUCGUAUGGAUGGAAAGAAAAAGUUGUUACCUGCUUAUCAUUCUUUAAAUGUUUGUCCAAACAUCUAUGAUAGCACGGAAUUAUUGACUGUUAUGUGUAGGAUGGUUAUGUUUGUUUUAUUUUCUAGUGUAAAUUCUAUUGAAACUGAUACGGGAGACGAAAGUCGGCUGAAAGAUUGUUGUACAAGAUUAAUUCAGACUCAACAGGAGAUAAAAGAAAAUAUGAUAAUUGAAAUAGUUAAUAUUGUCAAGAGAAAUAACGAUUUAGCACGUUAUUUAAACGAAUCGCAAAUUGUUUCUAUAUGGUGGCAAAAGCCAGCUCUAAAAAUAGACACUGGCGAGAAAAUUAAUGAUAAAAGUUUACAACAAUGGUUAUACCAAUGUUUUGAAGGAAUUUUAAGGCUAAGAGAUGAUAAAUAA